This is a messenger RNA of Debaryomyces fabryi, 1497 nucleotides long. It is a transcript of the gene TNA1, whose product is annotated as Tna1p. The transcript has a single exon. The record is from RefSeq and is a predicted model, not a curated record. Gene Ontology annotation, molecular function: transmembrane transporter activity. The coding region runs from base 1 to 1497 and encodes 498 amino acids. Gene Ontology annotation, cellular component: plasma membrane. NCBI's taxonomy places the organism in Eukaryota, Fungi, Ascomycota, Pichiomycetes, Serinales, Debaryomycetaceae. Gene Ontology annotation, biological process: transmembrane transport.
AUGGAAAAAGAAGGGACUAUUAGCAAGGAUGAAGAUUUCGGGGGUAGCGUAUCGAUAAAUUCGAAGCUUACCCCAAGUGAGCAGGUCGAUGAGCUUGCCAAGGAGUAUGGUAUCAACCAGAAAAAGCUUAUGUGGAAAAUUGAUUUGUGCGUUGUUCCACCAUUUUGCUUUUUAUACUUUUUAUCCUUUUUGGAUAGAGUGAACAUAUCCAAUGCUAAGCUCUACGGGCUUGCGGAAGAUUUGAAUUUGACAGGAAACCAGUAUAACACUGCAUUGACGUUAUUUUUCGUGCCCUAUGUGUUCUUCGAAGUUAUUUCGAACUAUAUUAUAAAGUUUGUGAGUCCACAUAUAUGGUUGAGUGGAUGUAUAUUGAUUUUUGGGGGAGUUUCUAUUGGAAUGGGAUUUGUGACCAAUUUUGGCGGACUUGCAGCCUGUAGAUUCUUUAUUGGGAUGGCUGAAGCUUCGACUUUCCCUAGUUUGUUCUACCUUCUUUCGACUUACUACCACAAAGCGGAGGCUCAAAGGAGAUUUUCAGCUUUCUUUUCGGUGACAUGUUUAGCUGGUGCUGCCAGUGGGGCCAUUGCUUAUAGAAUCAACGAAUUGGAUGGAAAACAUGGAUUGAGCUCAUGGCAAUGGAUUUUUGUCAUUGAUGGGAUCAUCACCUGUGGGGGAGCUAUUAUCCUUUUCUUCACCGUAGCAGAUUUCCCAGAAGAGUCUCGUUUCUUGAGCGAUAACGAGAAGAAAUUCAUCAAGCAGAAGUUGGCCAUUUUCUCGGGAGCUGAAUCUGGUUUCGAAGUUAAGAACAAGUUGUCUGAUGUUGCUAAAUGUUUCAAAGACUACCUAGUAUGGUUACCUGCAUUAGGAUAUUUUGGUUUGAUUAUUCCAUCGUACGGUUACGCAUAUUUUGCAGCCACUAUUAUUAAUCAAAUGGGUUACACAGCUGAAAGUGCAAACCAACACUCAGUCUACCCAUGGUUAGCAGCUUUCGGGUUGAACAAUGUUGUGUCGUUUAUCUCUGAUAGAUGCAGGGUAAGAUUACCUUUCGCACUCGGUUCAUGUGUUUUAGCUAUUAUUGGCUUAGCAUUGAUUUUGGGUGAGAAGUAUGAUCCUCAAGCUCGUUACGCGGGCUGCUUUUUAGCUGCUUCUGGAUUGUACACUGCUAUGCCUUUAUUGGUGUGCUGGUCUUCUUUGAACUUUGGGGGUCACUUAAGAAAGUCCGUGGGUACUGCUUGGCAAAUUGGUUUCGGUAACAUCGGUGGUAUCAUUGCCACCUUUAUAUUUUUAGCAAAAGAUGCCCCAGUGUAUAAACCUGGUUUAAGUGUUUCUCUUGCAGCAGUUGCUUUUGCGAUGGUGAUGAUGGUCGCAUAUUUCUUUGCAGUCUACAGAUUAAACAAAGUUAAAAAAUCAGAUGCCUACAUCGAAAAAUUCAAUGCAUUAGACGAAAGAUCUAGAAUCUUAGAAGGCGAUAAGAGCCCAAACUUCGAAUACUUAUAUUAG